This is a messenger RNA of Dreissena polymorpha, 4889 nucleotides long. Its product is annotated as myosin-11-like. The record is from RefSeq and is a predicted model, not a curated record. The coding region runs from base 248 to 4741 and encodes 1497 amino acids. Lineage: Eukaryota; Metazoa; Mollusca; Bivalvia; Myida; Dreissenidae. The transcript has 40 exons.
GGUGCGCGCUCUAUACAAAAUGGCGACCACCAUUGAUUUUAGUAAUUCAUACGUAAACAUUGAGUAAAUAUUGACCAAGGAAAAGUGUACCAGUUGCGCAAAUCCAUGACUGUGAGAACACCUGCUCAGUGCUCUACCAACACAGCUAGCAUGUUCUUACUGACACUGUGCUGAAGCCCAGUUUAGACACUGUAUUUUACACCAUAACAGUAUUUUCCCGAGUGCGUGUUACUUACAGUAGUUUACAAUGAACUACGUAGGAAGUAUCUCGAUCAUUGACCGAGGGGAUGCCCCAGCAAAGGCCAUCAUUGACAAGAAUGUUCGUUCCAUGGCACAGCGUGUGGCCGAUGAGACAAAAGAAGAGCUGAAUAAGGUCAUGGAUCGCGUGGACAAGAUCUACGUAUCUUAUGAGAUGGCUACACAGACUGUGUUUGACAACCCCAGAGGCUCUCCAAAUGUUGAAUACAUAGAAGACAUAAAAGAGCUGGAGGAGAUAUUGUCGGACACAGUGAAGAAGAAAAAGUACCAGCAGCAGGUCACAGUGUUUGUGGUCGGGUUUCAGAAUGUGUCUGCCCAGAAGAUGCAAUUGCUGCAACAGGUCAAUCAGUUUUUCCUGGACAAUUCCAAGGGGGAAGAUGAGGAGGUUGUAGAGGAAAGGCUGCAGAUAGAUCUAGAUGAGGCCUCCAAACAAGUCCAUGAGUCUCUGAAUACAGCAGAAGAGCUGACAAAACGACUGUCUGAUCUGAACCAAGACAUCAUAGAGUGGUUGGUUAACUAUGCCAACACAAAGGCUAGUAACAAAGGCAAGAAAAGGUUGGAGAAAAACUUGGAGGCUGCAAAACAAGACAUAACAGAUCUCAGUGAAAAACUGUUGAAACUGCAGACAGAACUUGAAGAAAAAGACGAGAAGUUCCAGUUAAUGUCAAAGCAACUUGAUGUGAAAACACAGGAAGCCGUGCGAUACAAGACUGCUGCAGAUGUUGCCAAGAAAAGCGCCAGCGAUAACGAAGCUCACACAACAAUGCUGCAUGAGGAAAUCAAAUCGCGUGAUGAAAAGAUUGUGGAGUUGCGUAAAAAAAUCUCCAGAAUGGAGAUUAAUUUGACCGAGUCCCAGUUCGAUACGCAACUAGUCUCAAAGAGGCUGGAUAAUACACAGGCACAGACGAAGAAAAUACAUGAUCAGGAGAAGGAAAAGCUUGCAAAACUUCAAGAAGAAGUGGAAAACAAGAAAAUUGCACUGUCAGAGGCCGAGAGAGUUAUGGACAAACUCCACAAAGAGCAGUUGACCAAUCUGACACUGACCCACAAACAGGAAAUAGAGGAGCUGAAAAAUGAACACCAAGAACAGCUUGUAAAACUCACGGAACAGCUAAAGCUUCUUCAAGAGCAGCUGGCAGAAUAUGAAACAAAGGCUCGGGAAAGUUAUGAGGAAAAUGAGCAGCUUAAAGCUCGCGUCAUCGAAAUGCAACUGCGAGAACCCACACGGGAAAAUGUUGAUAUAACACACCUUUCAGAUACCGAUGAACGAUUGUCUGACGGUAAAUCAAUUGGAGAGAUUUCUGGGGCAGAGGAUGAGGCGUCCAGACAGUUUGACUAUUACACACUGUCGGCUGAUGACAAAAUUAAACCUCUCACUGACAAUUACAAACAGCAGUGUACAAGACCUGAAAGCAAGGCAAGCACCACUGCAAAGGCAGCCAAGAAGCCAGAUACAUUGAAACCCUCAAAAACCCCAGUGAGGUCAAAAUCUCCAAAUAGACUUACUCAGAAAACAGGCAAGAAAGACGGUACAGAAGUAUCUGCACAAGAUGAUGGCCUAGACCCCAACAAGGCCCAGGGUGACAAGGUCAACGACCCGAGUCGCCAGGCAAGCCGCUUAUCUAAGAACCUUGACCCAGUUCUGGAGGGUGAUGGUGCUGAGUUUCCAAAUGCUUUUGAUCUUCAUGACGAGGCCUCUUGGUCUGCUGUGCCCCCCGCCCAUGUUCCAGGGAGAUUCCUGCAAUAUCGUCAACUGACUGUUGCUAAGGUGAAGGAAUUGGAGGAGCAGCUCCAGGUGACCUUGACCAAGACCCACCGCAAGGUCAACUCCCUGAAGAGUCAGUUUACUGAACACAAAGGAAAAUGGGAAGCAGAGAGGAAAAUCCUGUUUGAGCAGGUAGAGCAGGCACAAAAAUUGCAGACAGACGCAGAGAAAGAGGCAGACGCAGCUAUCACUCAGCUAGAGGAGUUCAUCAAUGAGCAGGAGAAACUGGAAGAUGAAGAGGAGGAGAAGCGACAGGAGAUCAUCAAGUCCCUGUCAAGACCGGGAACCACGAGACGCAAGAAGUCAGUGCAGGAAACCAAGCCCCUGACACCAGAUGAAAAAGGUGCUGCACGUGGUGAGCGACUCGAGACUGAACACUCAGAUCAAGAGUUAAAGAACCUCAUGCAACAAACUGAUGAUGCCAAGGCACAAGAGAAGAAUGCUCGGCAAACUGGGGCCAUUUCUGCCCCGCCAGCUGUCCAACCACAAAAGUAUGAGACACCAAGAGAGGAUUAUGAGAGUCAACCAGUCACUCCAAAACAUAAGCGGAUCAGUAACCAGUCUGAAUCAACUCAAGAUCACCAAGAGCUUGCAUCUCUACCAAAACAAGCUUUCACAACUCCCAGACCAUCAAGUUUGAAGGAAAGUCAGGAAAAGAACGUUGAAAUAUCAAGGUUGGAAAAUCCUGAAAUGGAUCAUAAGAACGAAGAGGAAAUUCCCUUGGAAAUUUUUGAAGCGGGAAAAGAAAGGCUAACUAGACAGAGUUUGAGGUCAUUGCAUGAUCUUAAAACGUUGAGCCUAGAAGAUGUUUUAACUCCAGAGCAGCAAAAAGCUUUCGAUAAGUUACGGACUGUUGUAAGAAGCAUGUCAUCUCAGAGACCUAAUAGACCCUUUGAUGAAGCCCAGCUGGAGAGAACUAUCUCCAUUCUGUCAAUUGCCAGCCAGAUUGCAGCUGAAUCUGCCCAACUUGGCGGGCUACCUGGCGGGAUAUUUGAAAGCUUUGACAAGAAGGAUGCAAGGCUGGUAUCCCCGAAAUCUUCUCUGAGGUCAACAACAAAUUCAAGGUCAAAAAGGUCACAUACAAGUGGGUCAAAAUUGGAGGAGAAGGAGCCUUUACAUGAAACAGCAGAGUUAAUAGUUGAGAUAAAGGAUUCCAAGGCUGUCACUGUACAAGAAAUUGAUGAGAAAAUAAGCAAGGAAAAGUCACUUGAGCGGGAACCAAUCUCUGGCAACACAGAGGAGGAAGUGCGUCAGUCAUCCGCAAAGAGUCGUGCCUCAUUGCGUAACCAGUUCAAAUCACGAUUGGAUGAAACAAAACACGCUGUAGAGAGUCGGAGAACGAAAUCUCCUUUAAUCACUCUACCAGCUCAGAAAUCUGUUGACGAUGAGUUGAUUAUUGAGAGUGAUGAUGAGGAUUUACCCAUACCCGAUGAAUUGAAAGAGGAAGCUCUUCAAAAGGAGGAUAUGAUGGAUGCUGGCAUGUCACCACCCCCAGACAAAGAUGUGAAGAGACAAAUCAGUAUGGCUUCAAGGAAAUCCACAAACCUUGCAGACCACCCGCUCGUACAGGAAUACCUAAGGGCCUACACUGGCAUACACAACUUCAAAGAGGCCAUGAGCAGGGUCCUCAUUGACAAAGAUCAAAUGUCUGCAAGCCAACUACUCACAGAGUUGGGGUCGCUCUCGUUUGACAAGGAAGACAAAGUUAUACCUCAGAUUUCCAACAUGACAGAGAACAUUUAUUAUGUUCUGAAUGAAAUCUCCCAGGUCAUCAACAGUGUUAUACAGAACGAUAGGGGCCCAGUGGUAUCCAGUCUGAUGAUAGGCAUGACGAGGGACAACACACAGAGGACCAUCCUGAGGGAGAAAUCAGGGGCCACAGACGGGCUGCCUAUGACACAACAGAGCCAGAGACCGGAGCGUGUGAAGAGUGCGUCAACAGAUAGACAGCAAUACAAAGAUCUCCAGGACCAAUAUGAGAAAUUACAAAAUCAUAUGGCAGAUGAGAGCAAGAAAUAUGAGGAACAGCAGCAGCGGAACAUGGUGGCCAUGAUGGAGAUGCAGGAUACAAUCAACCAUCUGCAGCGUGAGUUAUCAGCUCUUGGCAAGCAGUCCCGCCGUCCUGCCUCGGAGUCCAUUUCCACGGCACCCCCACAGCAAAAAGAGUCAGCUAUAAUGUUCACCCGUCUGGACUCUGAGCGCAAUGCUAAGAUCAUGAAGAAGGCUGUUCAUGAGGAUAAACUGGACCCGAAUAGAUACAAGGAGGCUGUGGUACAGAUGGAGGAAUAUGUCAGUCUCCCAGCCCAGAGACUGUCACACCUUGUCAGGAAAUACGUGCACUAUGUGAGAAUGAAGGAAAUUGAAGCCAACGUCCAGAAGAGUGAAAGCCUCAAUGAGAAUGUGUUUGAGAUACUGGACAAAAUGGAGGCCCUACAAAGCAGGCGUGCCAAACGCUGGACCGAUAGGAUGGAUGUCAUGGGGAUGGAGAGGUACCCGCCUGGCCAACAUGCUGAUGGAGACACUGGACGGGAUAGAGCAGGAGAGUGGCAUCUUCCUCAUCAAGCCUAUGUACUCCUACAGGGGAAGGGAGCCAAAGGAUCGGUUCUCAGGGAAGAUCAGUCGGCCAUUCCGGCCACACCGCACUCUGUCUCCGCUGCGAGACUCUCACAGUGCCUAUGCCCCCGCACCCACACCCAUGUCCAAUGUGCGGCCCGCUAGAACCCAGCAACAACAACAGUACACUCAGCCCCAGAGCCAAGGUCAAGGUCAUCGCUAUGUCCCGUCCGUUCCCCUAGAGGGCAACACAGUGGGAUUGAUGGGGUCAUCGGUCGUAUAUGUGGGAACGCAGCCACAGGCAACUUGGAGU